AUGAACGCGCAGCUGGCGAUGGAGAACAUCGGCGACCUGCACGGGGUGAGCCACGAGCCGGUGCCCGCCGCCGCCGAGCUGCUGAGCGGCAGCCCCCACCACCGCGGCGCCGUGGCCCACCGCGGCGGGCAGCUGGCGGCCCACCCGCGCCCCAUGGGCAUGGCGGCCAUCCUCGACGGCGGCGACUACCACCACCACCACCGGCCGCCCGAGCACGGGCUGAGCGGGCCCCUGCACCCCACCAUGACCAUGGCCUGCGAGACCCCCCCCGGCAUGAGCAUGAGCAGCACCUACACCACGCUGACCCCGCUGCAGCCGCUGCCUCCCAUCUCGACGGUGUCGGACAAGUUCCCCCACCACCACCACCACCACCACCACCACCACCACCCCCACCAGCGGAUCCCGGGCAACGUGAGCGGCAGCUUCACGCUCAUGCGGGACGAGAGGGGUCUGGCGUCCGUGAACAACCUCUACACCCCCUACCACAAGGAUGUCGCCGGCAUGGGGCAGAGCCUCUCUCCGCUGUCCGGGUCGGGCCUGGGUGGCAUCCACAACUCCCAGCAAGGGCUGCCCCACUACGCUCACCCCGGCGCCGCCAUGCCCGCCGAGAAAAUGCUCACCCCGAACGGCUUCGAAGCCCACCACCCCGCCAUGUUAGCCAGGCACGGCGACCAACACCUCACCCCCACCUCCGCCGGCAUGGUGCCUAUCAACGGGAUCCCGCACCACCCCCAUGCCCACCUGAACGCCCAGAGCCACGGGCAGAUCCUGGGCUCUGCCAGGGAGCAAAACCCUUCUGUAACCGGUUCGCAGGUCAACAGUGGAAGUAAUUCAGGGCAAAUGGAAGAAAUCAAUACCAAAGAAGUAGCUCAGAGGAUCACCACCGAGCUCAAGCGGUACAGCAUCCCCCAGGCUAUCUUCGCCCAGCGGGUGCUGUGCCGCUCUCAAGGGACCCUCUCGGACCUGCUGAGGAACCCCAAGCCCUGGAGCAAGCUCAAAUCCGGCCGGGAGACCUUCCGCAGGAUGUGGAAGUGGCUCCAGGAGCCGGAAUUUCAGCGGAUGUCUGCUCUGCGGCUGGCAGCAUGCAAGAGGAAAGAACAAGAGCACGGGAAGGACAGAGGGAAUACCCCCAAAAAGCCUCGGUUGGUCUUCACGGAUGUCCAGCGUCGAACUCUACAUGCAAUAUUCAAGGAAAAUAAGCGUCCAUCCAAAGAAUUACAAAUCACCAUUUCCCAGCAGCUUGGGUUGGAGCUGAGCACCGUCAGCAACUUUUUCAUGAAUGCACGGAGGAGGAGUCUGGAUAAGUGGCAAGACGAGGGCAGCUCCAAUUCAGGCAACUCAUCUUCUUCAUCAAGCACUUGUACCAAAGCAUGA
Cygnus atratus (black swan) is the source of this 1374-nucleotide messenger RNA. It is a transcript of the gene ONECUT1, whose product is annotated as one cut homeobox 1. The record is from RefSeq and is a predicted model, not a curated record. Gene Ontology annotation, biological process: regulation of transcription by RNA polymerase II. The transcript is spliced from 2 exons. Bases 1 to 1374 code for a protein of 457 amino acids. Lineage: Eukaryota; Metazoa; Chordata; Aves; Anseriformes; Anatidae. Gene Ontology annotation, cellular component: nucleus. Gene Ontology annotation, molecular function: DNA-binding transcription factor activity, RNA polymerase II-specific; RNA polymerase II cis-regulatory region sequence-specific DNA binding.